AUGAUGCGCAACAUCGCGUCCUUCCACAGGCUCGCCACGGCCGCCGUCGAGAAGACCGCCAGUGGCAAUGCGGAGGGCGCCAAGAUCACGUUCAACGUGAUCAAGCAGCGCCUGGGGGACGUCCUCUACAAGCUCACGUCACAGAAGUUCGAGGACCCAGCCGAUGGGGAGGCGGCCGUGAAGGCCAAGCUCAAGGCGGUGCAUGAUGAGCUGACGGACAGGUUCCGGGCCCUGGAGGAGGAGUUCCGGUGA
Monoraphidium neglectum is the source of this 252-nucleotide messenger RNA. Its product is annotated as V-type H+-transporting ATPase subunit A. The coding region runs from base 1 to 252 and encodes 83 amino acids. The transcript is spliced from 4 exons. Lineage: Eukaryota; Viridiplantae; Chlorophyta; Chlorophyceae; Sphaeropleales; Selenastraceae. The record is from RefSeq and is a predicted model, not a curated record. Gene Ontology annotation, molecular function: proton-transporting ATPase activity, rotational mechanism. Gene Ontology annotation, biological process: ATP metabolic process; proton transmembrane transport. Gene Ontology annotation, cellular component: plant-type vacuole.